UGCCAGGAGGCAGAGAAACGCUGUGCGCGGCUCGCAUCGUCCGUCAGAGUAAACACAAGCACGAACUCGGGCGAGAGGUAUACCUCGUGCGCUGCCAGUGGCAGGUACUUUUUGACGAGUGUUUAGAUAGGAAAAGACAGGGAAAAGGUGAUCCUCCGAAUCGAAGUGUUUGUGAAGUGACACCAAUUGGGCGAGAACUAAAGGAUGAGCGAAAAGUAAUGGUGCGUGAUGGAUACAUAGAGCAGCGGUGAGAAGAGGGCAUCGUCGGUGAGGGCAUUGUCAAGACGCUUAAUGUGCGCGGUGCGGGCGCGUGGUACGCUCGAGGCGGCCACAAAUGAAGAAGAGGGAAGCCACGACGAGGGUGGUAGAGAGGGAAGAUGUCGAGUGGCUCGGCCUCGACGCUCGUGAACGGUGAGAACAAGAAGGAGAACAUUCAACAGUACAAGUACGGGAAUAGGAAGGAGAACGAGAACGGCGCUGCUGGCAGCACUGGCUCUUCCAUAGUUGUACUCGCUGGUGAUACUAGUAACGCUACUACUACUGUUGUCGCUGCUGGCACUGGUACUACUGCUUCUAGUAUCACUAGUAACGCCGGCAGUGGUAGUGGUAGUAGCAGUGAUAAUGGUGACAGUGGUUGUUCCGCUGGUAGUUGUGGUGACGGUGACAGCGGUAGUAAUAGCGGUGUCUGUGUUACCGGCUUGACCGCCGGGGGCGUCGUCGGCAGCGUGGAGUACCACGACGUAAACUCCGAUUUCAAGACACCGGAGAAUCUCGAGGAAAUACGAGAUCAGAGGGGGACAAACGACGGAACGGACUUGAGUGAAACGGAAUUUCAGGACCCGUACUCGGAGACGUGCAUCGAGACGCCGAUCGUCAAUCUCACCACCAGUACCACUACCAACGCUACUGAUAUCACCACUACCAUCUCCACAAUCAUCGAGCACGACGAUCAAACAGCUACUGCUGCUUCUGCAGCAACUUCUUGUUACGAGGGAGACGAAGAAGAGGAUAACGAGGAGAACGACGACAACAUGGUUGCGGCUAUGAACGAACACUUGUCCACCACGUCGGCCACCAGCGGCGUCCGGAGUAACACGGUGUCGGCGACCAGCACCACUGCUAAUUCCGUUGUCAACCAGAAUAAUAGUUGUUCCCGCAAUGAAUUUCAAAAUGUUGACGAAAACGGUAAAUCAGCUGCCGGAAUACUCAGUUUCCCCUGUGAUUUCGAUCACAUGUAUGCCAGUAUGACAGACGGUGGAGCUCCGGCAGCUGCCACUGCCACCUCUGCCCUCGGUGUCAGUCCUCUUCGAGGUAACGAACCGCGUCAGAAUGAUUUAACGGAGGUGAAACACCUGAAGGAACUGUUGCUUCUUCAUCUCGAUUUAAUCCAACAACAGUCUGAACAAAUCGUUACCAAGGAUAAACUGUUAGCCGCACUUCGACAAGAGAAUGAAACGCUUAAACUACGUUUAGAGCGUAUGGACAGACGUGUGAACUUACAAAAACUGAGGUCGGAAAACACUGAAAAUUCUAUUACAUCUGAGCACAUUGGAGCAUGUUCUCCUCCCAGCAUCAAUUCUGUGAAUGUGCCAUCGACCAGUGAAAUUCAUAGGAACAUUCAGACAGAGAACAAUAAUUCUCAGUACAGUGAAAGCUUUAAAAUACGUUUGAAUACUAGUGGUGGAAUUACUACUGUUAAACAAGAACCAAACGAUAAUCAAGGAAAAUUUGAAACAAAAAUAGAAAGUGGUGGUGAUAUUAGAUUAGAAUGGGAAGAGAAAAAAAAGAGGAGAUCAGACCCGAUACCAUUAUCUAGUGGGAGUAAAAGAAAAAGAGGUGUUUCAUGUUCAUCCACAGUCAGCAAUGACACAUCUUCAACAGUGCAAGAUAAGGUGUUAACUCACGAGACCAGCAGGAAAGGAGACAGGAAGAGCAAGCUAUUGGCAAAAAAAGAAUCUUUCCUUACAACGGAAGAACAUUAUUAUACAGCUGUUGGAGAUCUUAAUUAUACGUUAAGUUUAAAAGAACCUAGUCCAAUGGAAAGUGAUACCUCUUUAGAAGUUCCAAAUUGGAGAGUGAAAAUAUAUACGAGCUGCUACACAAUGGAAGGGACUGAAAAUUUAGAUGACGAAAUUUUUAAUAAGAGGCAUUUAAAAUUGGAAAACGAUGAACGAAGGAGAAAAAGAUGGGAUGUACAAAGGAUAAGAGAGCAAAGGCAUAUCGAAAAAUUGAAGCAAAGACAAGAACGUCAGAAUCAUCAAGCAACAUGUUACAAUACAAAUCAUACAGGACCCUGCCCUUCUGCUGUUGAAGAAGAAGCUAUGUCAUCAUUAUGGCCUGAUAUAGAACAAAUACAGAGUCUUCAAGUGGAUUCUCAGUUACCUGUUACUGCAUUUGGUGCUCCUAUUCCUAGUUUUUCUCCGAGCGAAUUUUCUUUACCUUGGUCAAACAUGCCACGAUCAACUAGUAGACGGCCAAAACGAUCGACAGGUAGAAGAAAAUCUACUAGGAGAUAAACUUUUACGACACCGGACACGACUACCUUUGUCAUAUAAUUUUUAAUCUUUCUUAUAGACUUGCUCCCUUAUACUUCCGUUUUCCUCUUUUCUAACAUCGUAUACAUAUUCUACGUGAAAUAGGGGCACCAAAGAUAUUUUUAUUACCUUUUUUAAAAUAUAAUUCAGGAAAGAUGUCUGUAACUGAUAGGAGUACCUACAGCCUUUUUUUUACUUUCUACAUACU
Molecule: messenger RNA, 2742 nt
Organism: Dufourea novaeangliae
Lineage: Eukaryota; Metazoa; Arthropoda; Insecta; Hymenoptera; Halictidae
Product: male-specific lethal 1 homolog
Exons: 4
Coding region: 378-2516 (712 amino acids)
Cellular component (GO): MSL complex
Source: RefSeq, a predicted model, not a curated record